AUGCCGUCUGAAGUUGAAAACAUCAACUACCUAUACUUGGUAUUGACCAAUGACGGCAACCCAACUAUUGAUUGGGACGCUGUCUCCAGUGCGCUUGACCUCAAGAAAGGCGCGGUCACAAAGCGAUGGUCGCGCCUUAAGCAGGCUAUGGAGAAGAACGAGGUCCCCGGGGGUACCACAUAUCAGUUUCUAUGGCUUUGUGUCAAGCACAAUACGCGCGCUCAACCACCGAACUGGAACGACAUCGCUGCCAAAGCCAACACUACUGCUGGAGCGGCAUCAAAGCGCUACUCCCGGAUGAAGAAAGCGUUUGAAGAGAACGGCACUGCGCCUUGUCCUUCAUCGCCUGUCAAGGACACUCCCAAAUCUACUGUUAAGAAGUCUCGCAAGACUGCCACUUCGUCCGGCGAUGAUGUUGAUGUCACCCAGACCACGCCGACUCCUAAGCGCAAGCGUGCAUCUCCGAAGAAGAAGGUCGCCUCCGCCGAGGACGAAGCCAAGUUUAGUUCUGAUCCGGAGAAUGAGGACGAUCAAGAAGAACUCCUAGAGUCCAAGCCCAAACGCGCCAAGGUCGGAAAGACUAACAGCAUCGUCAUCCCUAAGCCUAAGCCCAAGAGCAUCAUCAAGGAAGAGGAGACUAGCAAGGCCAAUGUUACCUCUUUCUCCGACGCUCAGGAAAGUUCCACCCCUCAGGACGAGGCUGAAGAAGUCGACCACGAUACUUACUCCAUUCAUGAACGUAAG
Alternaria alternata is the source of this 744-nucleotide messenger RNA. RefSeq lists its product as hypothetical. The record is from RefSeq and is a predicted model, not a curated record. NCBI's taxonomy places the organism in Eukaryota, Fungi, Ascomycota, Dothideomycetes, Pleosporales, Pleosporaceae. The annotation marks the transcript as partial. The transcript is spliced from 3 exons.